Messenger RNA from Thalassophryne amazonica, 1226 nucleotides. RefSeq names its product SRY-box transcription factor 1a (gene sox1a). Lineage: Eukaryota; Metazoa; Chordata; Actinopteri; Batrachoidiformes; Batrachoididae. The record is from RefSeq and is a predicted model, not a curated record. Gene Ontology annotation, biological process: anatomical structure morphogenesis; cell differentiation; regulation of DNA-templated transcription. The transcript has a single exon. The coding region runs from base 60 to 1091 and encodes 343 amino acids. Gene Ontology annotation, molecular function: RNA polymerase II cis-regulatory region sequence-specific DNA binding; DNA-binding transcription factor activity, RNA polymerase II-specific.
CAAUCUCUUCAGACUUUUUUUUCUUUCUCUGUUGGUGGUGAAGUUUGCAAACCGGGUGAAUGUAUAGCAUGAUGAUGGAGACUGACCUUCAUUCCCCUGGUCCACAAACGAAUUCGACCACGGGGCAAACGGGGCCGACCAACGGCUCCAAAGCGAACCAGGAGCGCGUGAAGAGACCGAUGAACGCGUUCAUGGUGUGGUCCCGCGGCCAGCGGAGGAAGAUGGCUCAGGAGAACCCCAAAAUGCACAACUCCGAGAUCAGCAAACGGCUGGGCGCCGAGUGGAAGGUGAUGUCCGAGGCUGAGAAGCGCCCUUUCAUCGACGAGGCGAAACGGCUGCGCGCCAUGCACAUGAAGGAGCAUCCGGAUUACAAGUACCGGCCCAGACGGAAGACCAAGACGCUGCUGAAGAAGGACAAGUACUCCCUGGCCGGGGGGCUGCUUUCUGGGCCCAGCGGAGGAGGUGGAGUUGGUUUAGGGGUCGGCAUGAGUUCACCAGGGGUCGGGCAGAGGUUAGAGAGCCCCGGGGGUCACGGCGGCUCCGCCAGCUCCGGCUACGCGCACAUGAACGGCUGGGCGAACGGCGCGUACUCGGGCCAAGUGGCCGCAGCCGCGGCGGCCGCGGCGAUGAUGCAGGAGGCGCAGCUCGCCUACAGCCAGCACCCGGGAGGAGGCGCGCACCACCACCACCACUCGCACCACCACCACUCGCACAACCCGCAGCCCAUGCACCGCUACGACAUGACGGCGCUGCAGUACAGCCCCAUCUCGAACUCUCAGAGCUAUAUGAACGCGUCUCCGUCGGGCUACGGCGGGAUCCCCUACACGCAGCACCAGAGCUCCGGCGUCUCCUCCUCGGCUGCCAUGGGGACGUUAGGGUCGCUGGUGAAGUCGGAGCCGAGUGUGAGCCCUCCGGUCAGCGGCGCGCACUCCAGGGGUCCCUGUCCCGGGGACUUGAGGGAGAUGAUAAGCAUGUAUUUACCGACCGGGGAGCCGGCGGACCCGUCCAUGCAGAGACUCCACGCGCUCCCGCAGCACUACCAGAGCGCCACGGCGGGCGUGAACGGGACGGUCCCACUAACGCACAUUUAAAGCUGAAAACUGCAAACGAACACACAUUUACCAAAUAUUUACCUCUUUUCUAAAUAACCCCGCUCCAAGAGCUACCUGCAUUUUGUACAGAAUGUUUAUAAUAUUGUAAAUGAAGGGUAAAUGUCAUCUUCAUCU